Messenger RNA from Archocentrus centrarchus (flier cichlid), 6959 nucleotides. It is a transcript of the gene map2, whose product is annotated as microtubule-associated protein 2. The coding region runs from base 249 to 5342 and encodes 1697 amino acids. The transcript has 20 exons. The record is from RefSeq and is a predicted model, not a curated record. Lineage: Eukaryota; Metazoa; Chordata; Actinopteri; Cichliformes; Cichlidae. Gene Ontology annotation, molecular function: microtubule binding. Gene Ontology annotation, biological process: microtubule cytoskeleton organization; neuron projection development. Gene Ontology annotation, cellular component: neuron projection.
UCAGGUCUCGGAUGUUAUCCUUUCUUCUGAGCCACGGACAACAUUUCAUCUAGCCAGGUGCAACAAGGGCCCAUCCCUCUUGGCUUUUACUAGUCUUCUGAAAAUCUUGACGUCAAUCUUUUGAUAGUGCGAGAGAGGAUAGUUUCUCUGGAUCCGGCUUGACUCAUCAUCCAAAGUUCCAUCCCAACUAAUCAGAAGGAGAGACCCCAGCCCUUGUUUAACCUCCUCAGCUGCUAGCUAGCACCAGCAUGUCAGACAGUCAACAGCCAGAAGAUGGUGCCCCCCAGUGGGACCCAUCAGGGGGGCAGGAGCCUGGUGGUACCCAUGGAGCCAAUGGAUACUCUUCCUCAGCCUACAGGACCUGCCAGCCUGGUGGGACCCACAUGGCCACAGCCCCCUACUCUGCCAGGGAGAACGGCUUCAAUGGGGAGCUAACUGGAGCUCAUGCUGUAACUGCAGAGCAAGUGUCAGCACGGAUUGUACAAGAAGUGACAGCAGAGGCAGUGGCAGUACUGAAGGGAGAACAGGAGACUCAAAGACUGCCAUCAGUUGAAGACACCACCAAUUUGCCUCCCUCCCCUCCCCCCUCACCUGCUGCAGAGCACUUUGGACCUCUGGAACAAGAAGAGACCAUGGAAGCUCUUACAGCUGAAUACGAGGAGGAGGAGGAGGAGGAGGAGGUGGAAGAUGAGGAGGAGAGUGCAGAGGCAGCAGAGUCCGAGGCAGCUCUUGAUGAGCAGCAGUGGAGUGGGGAAGAGCCCGAGCUGGACAGCCCCCAAGCUGAGCCCUUAGAGCAGGCAGAGGCCAUAGACGAGGCCCAGGAUCUAGACCUGGAGCCGGCUGAGGCAGCUAGUGCUACUGCAGAGAGCUCUAUGGACAGAGAGGAGGAGGAAGCAGAGGGUGAGGAGAGCCCUGAGACAGCUUUGAAGAUGGAUACAGACAAGCAGGACAGUGGAUCCAUGAGCCCUGACAGCAUUGGAUCAGAGAAACGCCCAGAGGAGUUUUAUGAGCCACAGAUCCAAGGGUUCUUUGCUGGUGAACGAGUUGUACCGGAGAGUCCCACCAUGGAUAUGCCAUCCUUUGUACCUCCAGACGUUCAAAGCCAAGCCAAAGAACCUGUCAGAUCACUCACACUUCAGCCUACAUAUGGUGAGCCAAUUACAGUGUCAGAGAAGCAGCCAUCAGUGGAGGUGGUUGAGUUCAGCAGUAUUGGUUCUCCUUCUGAUUUCACUUCAGUGGGGGUCAAAGUUCAAGGAGGAGACUCAACAAGUGAUGCAAGAGACAGAUCGGGCAUGUCAGCCUAUUUUGAAACAUCAGCCAUGGAGGUUAGUGAAGGUCCCCACAGUAAGGGUGAGGGUUAUUACGAACUGAGUAGAGCUGGUGAAAAAACGAGUACUGUUGAUACCAGUUCUCAGGAGAUCAGCUACAGCACACUAGCUGAAGCUCAGGAUAAACCUGAAACUAAACAAAGUGCAACAGAAGACACUAGAGUAUUUACAGUUCCUGACAGGAGUAAUGACUGCAGGCUUUCCCCAGGUAAACUUGCCUUAGAGCAGAGGAGUUACUCACUUAAUAUAACCAUAGGAGCAAUGGAUCAGAGUGGCCAAAGCAGACAAAGGAACUUCUCCCCACUGGCCACAGAUAUCAUGUCAUAUACAAGCGGGAGCUUAGAUGAGUCGGCAGACUACCUUCCAGUUACUACACCAUCUGCAGAUAAACCACCAUCAUUCCCUCCACUAAUCCUGGAGACCGCAGCUUCCAUUACUUCAGAUUCCUCAUCUCCUCCAAGGAUCGCAGAGCAACCUCCAAUACCCAGCCCUGAACCAGAGUCUCCAGAAUCCCCCCAGCCUUCUAAGAAUACAUAUAAAAAUGGCACAGUAAUGGCACAAGACUUGCCUGAGAUGCUUGACCUUGUUGGUACCCGUUCAGGACUGCAAUCAGAAAACAGUGACCCAGAAAUUAUUCGGAGGAAGUCCAUUCAGUCUGAUACUUCUGCCUUAACUGAUGACCCCCUGGCUAGCCUGAUUUCAGGGGAACUGAGUCCUGGGGGUAGAAAGAGUGAGAGUCAGCUGGAAGAAAUGGGUUAUUGCGUAUUUAGUGAAUAUUCAGGGCCCAUGCCAUCCCCUGCAGAUGUAUUCAGCCCUACAGACACUUCUGCACAAAUCUUCACCCCAUCUGUCCUGGAGGAAAAGGUGGCUGAGCAGGCAAGAAAAUUAGCAGUCAGAGAUAUAUCUUUGGAGGAUAAGAGCCAGCCAUCAGGAGUUACUGAUGUAGCUGAAGAAAAAGACCAGAAGCAAGAAGAGAGAAAAGAUUCAUUUGAAGAAAAAGAAAAGAGCAAAGAAGAUGAUCAGGUGAUUACAUCUGUAAGUGAGACACCGCUUGCUCAGCCAUGUGAGCCCUUUGUGACACCAACUGUCACUGUGACACUGGAAGAAGGUGGGAGGUCAGCAAGUGAGACCGAACGACAAGCCAGCGGUGAAGGCUCAGUGUCAGAAACCGAGAUCGCCGACUAUGAGAGGCAGAUCCGCAAACUGGAGAUGGAAGACAGGCCUCUCAGCUUGGAGGAGGAACGAGAGCUGCAGGAGCUUCGAGAGAAGGUGAAGCUGGUACACCAGGAAGCCUAUGAGGAAGUGGAUGCUGAAGAUGUGUACCAGCUGACUGGCGUGGCCAAGGACCGAAUUGCGAGGCCUGUUAAAACUUCAUCUGCCUCAUCUGUGGAGAGCAACAUCGAUGAUGACAAGCUGCUCUCCCCAGUGCUUUCACCUUCCAAACUUAAACAAAGAGAAAUGUAUGGUUCCCCCAAAAGGGCAGCGUCACCUGUGUUAGGCAUAAAUAAAGAUGAGAGAGAAGAACAGAAAAUUAAGGCAGCACAAGAGAAGGAAGCAGCUGAGAAAAAGCUUAAAGAGGAGGAAGAGGCAGAAAAGAAAGCAAAGGAAAUGAAAGACAGAGAAGAGCAGGAACGGAAAGAGAAAGAAGAGGCAGAAAGGCUAUUGAGGGAGGAAACAGAAAGGAAGGAGAAGGAAGAAAAGCUGGAAAAAGAAAGAAUAGAGAAAGAGUUGAGAGAGAAGGAAGAGAAAGAAGCAAUAGAAAAGCAGCUGAAAGAGAAGGAAGAGCGUGAGAAAGAGGAAGAGAUCAAUGCAAAAGUUGCAGACCAACCUGAAGUGGAUGCAAGACAAAAAGAAGCAGCAGGCAUAAAGGCUGCUGAGGCUGAACAGCCGAAAGAGAAAGUUGAGGAAGAUAUAUUUAAGAAAGGAGCGGCAGAAUUUACAAUGGAGAUACCAGAGGCUCGCGCUGCCAUCGAAUCGGUGGUGACAGUUGAAGACGAUUUUAUCACUGUGGUCCAGACCAUCGAUGAAGCUGAAGAACCGGGGCACAGCGUUCGUUUCUCAGCUCCACCUGAGGCUGAAGCUCUCUGCGUUGCUGCUCGGACAGAAGAAGAAGAAGAAGAGGAGGAGGAAGAGUCUGUGGAGUUGGCUCAGGAAGCGGAUAUAGAGGCUGCCAGUCUAGAGGAAAUGGGAGAUGUUCCUGAAAUCCUUGGCUCUCCCGAGAGGGAGGCUCAGACCAUAGAAACAGAAGGACCAACAGAAAGCUACGACAGAGAUGAAACCACAAUGGACGACUCCAUUCUGGACAGCUCCUGGGUUGACACUCAAGAUGAUGAUAAGAGUAUGGUAACAGAGCAGACUGAGCCUUUGCCCAAGGUGUAUAGUCCAAUCAAAAAGCCUGCUGGGGUCCAGAACAAACAGGCACUACCUCGGAAGACAGAGAAACAGGAAAAGCCUAUUAAACCCAAGACCAAGGGAGUGUGGACUAAAGGCCGAAUCUCCACACCAGAACGCAAACCUGCUCGCAAAGAACCUGCCUACAUCCCCAAAGAGGAAGUCAAGAAGAAAAAAGCAGUGAUAAGGAAGGCUGAGCUUACCAGAAAAAUGGAAACUCGGACUCAAUCCCCAUCCAAGAGGAGCGCAGGGAAAGCAGCAGUCCGCCAGACCCGUCCCGUUCAGCACCAUUCCUGCCCCAGGAGGAUAACCACAGAGGCCCUACCAGACAGUCGUCAGCCUCUCAGUGUUGCCAGACAGUCUCGUGACAGAGCGUCGGAUGGUGGAUCACGGAGCCCAGAGAAGAGGUCUUCAGUGCCUCGGCACGCCUCGUUUCUGAGUCGCCGUGGGCCUCACGACCACGAAGAGAGCUCUACGUCUAUCACUAGCUCCGGCUCUACGGCUCCCCGCAGGCCCACAUCAUUUCGCGCUGAGAUGAGGGCAGAACACAGGACAGGACGAGCUCCUAGUAUGACAGUUUCAGAAUCAGUGCGCUCACGUUCAGCUCGGAGUGGCCACUCCACCCCACGCACCCCUGGCUCAACAGCCAUCACCCCAGGAACUCCUCCCAGCUACUCAUCAUCUUCAAGGACCCCCGGUACCCCACGCUCUCUCAGUUUGAUUUGUCAGGAGAGGAAGGUGGCUGUGGUCCGUACCCCACCAAAGUCACCUGCAACCACACCAAAGCAGCUCCGCAUCAUCAACCAGCCACUGCCCGACUUUAAGAAUGUCAAGUCCAAGAUUGGCUCCACAGAGAAUAUCAAGUACCAGCCUAAAGGAGGACAGAAACAGAAGGACCAAAAUGGGCCAACAGAGGCCAAACGCAGGGCCUCUUUGAUAUGGAAGUCAGUGCUGCGCCUCAUCUCUGUUACUCUGUGUCUGUCUGCGGUACACAGCGUGACCUGGACACAGGACCUGCUGAUUCAUAUUUUAAACAAGAGGCAGGACUUCAGCCCAUCUCUGUCAAAGUGCAGCUCCAAGGAUAAUCUGAAGCACUCUCCCCGUGGAGCGAAUGUUCUCAUCCCCAGUGUUAAGCUGGACUAUAGCCAUGUUCAGUCUAGGUGUGGGUCCUUGGACAGGCGUGGCUACUCGGCAGGAGGUGGAAACGUACAAAUACAGAACAAGAAGAUUGACUUGAGCCACGUGACCUCCAAGUGUGGCUCUCUAGACAACAUCCAUCAUCGGCCAGGAGGUGGUAAUGUGCGUAUAGAGAGUGUGAAGUUGGACUUCAAAGACAAAGCCCAAGCAAAGGUGGGUUCCCUGGAAAAUGCUCACCACAUUCCUGGUGGAGGCCACAUCACGAUUGAAAGUCACAGGUUGACAUUUCGGGACAAUGCCAAGGCCCGAGUAGAUCAUGGAGCCGAGAUCAUCAUCCAGUCGCCAGGCCUGUCCGGCUCAGUGUCUCCCCACCGCCUCCGCGACAGCCAUCUAUCAUCCUCUGGGAGUCUCAACAUGAUGGAUUCACCGCAGUUAGCAACCUUAGCGGAGGAUGUUACUGCAGCUCUGGCCAAGCAGGGUUUGUGAACACUGGAUCUCUGGAUUGCUGCACUCGAGACAUCCUCACCCUGAUCCGUUCAAACUUUUCUGCCCUCUCCUGCCACCCUAAGGCUGAAUGAUUACCACUACUACUCAGCUAAACCACAGCCUCUAAACAUCCUUACUUCAAGAUCCAUCACUCAAGUCUAAGUAGAGACUCAAAGUAGGAGCUACUGUACUUUGGUCCUAUUUAUUCUGUUUUCUGUCUAUUUUAAACCCAAACAUGUGCUAUUUCUGAUUGAUUGUGAUCUCCCUCAGUUUGAAAGAUGUUGCAAAGAAAAGUUCGCUGUAUCCUCUGAAUAGUGGGGGACAAAGGAUUGGUUUUACUGGUCCUGGAUCAGUGUUGAGGAAGCAACAGCCUUUUUUUCUACUCUGAAUAGGAACUAACGCGACCAGUACACCAUGCCGCACGUAUUGUUCUUGCUCAGUAAACGUGCAUGGACACCCUAACAAAACAAGCAUCCUUACUGCAAGUCAUUCUUGUCAUCCAAUAUAUAAUAUAUUUAUCAAAUAUAUAUAGAAACAUGUAUAAAAUAAAGAUUCUUUGCCAUCUACAUGUCCUGAAAACAUUUUAAAAGGAAGUGACAAAAUGGCUAGAAAAUCUGUAAAAUUGCAUUUAUGCAAGAAACUAGGUCAUGUUACCACGAGCAUGUAUGGAUCUAAGUCUUAAAAGAGGCUAUUUUGUAAUUUAAAAUAAGGAUUUUAGUAAGUUAUUUCCUCAUUUAUUGGAUAAAGAUUAAACAAGUUCAUGUUUUGUAGUUAAUAGUUGUUUACAGUGUAAUGCUUGGUGACAAUGUCAGACAGCCGAUUUGGUGUUGCUAAAGAAUGCAUCUCAGUCCUGUCAAAGUGCAUCACACACUUGCACCCGCUCAGCGGUUCAACGUGGAAGCCUGUUCACACACGACAAUGAUAAAUAAACACUGGAACUUAUUUCACAAGCAUCCUAAAAAAAAAGGAAACCACUUAAAGUACCUUGCCUUUACAGACGCAGAUAAGCAGCUCACAUGAAUAAACAGCACUGACAUUUUUCCAGUAUUACAGGCCGGCAUUGCACUCAUCGGGACUGUCUGAACCACAGAGAAGAUGCUACAGUUUGCAACCUGAUAUUUAGCAGAAGAUGCAGCUACUCUGAAAUCUGUGUGUGUGUGUGCUUUUUGGUGCAGAUCCCCUGCUGUUUCACAGCGGAUGCUACCGUAUCUGGAUGUUUUGUUGCAAUAUGUGGGAGAAUAAAUUGGACAAAAUAUUUUUGAAAAAUUCAAAAAGUUAAAGAGAUGCUAAAUGGAGAAAAAUAAAAUGGAACUCAAUUCAACUCCUGUUAUGUCUGUUAGGAAAAGAAAAAAAAAAAAAAAAAGUGUUUGGGUGAUCUAGUUUCUUUUUUCAGACACCAUUUGUGGUAUGCCCCGCCUCCUGCCUACUACUUACUGCCCUCACCUGCAAUUGUUUGUUUGCUUCUGUGUUUUUUCUGCAUUCCCCAUCUCCGUGUGCCCCUUCCCCACCUCCUACUCCACCCUACAGCAACUGUAAAUGUAUUUAAAAGGUCAAGUAGAUGUACGCAGUUUUUCUCUUGUUGAUAUGACACCAGUUACAAUAAUUAAUGACAAUAAA